GGGCACCUAGGAGACUCCAAGUGGGUGAUCUGGUCUGGGCAUGGAACUAUGGGCCUGGUCAUCUCUGGGUCACAACUGUGGUCUGCAAGUUCUCUGGACCGCUUUCAUAUAAAGUAGCCUUGGGAGACGGACGCGUUCUUCGCAGACACAUUGACCAACUGCAUUGGAAACUGGACUCUCACCCUUCCGCUCCUGGUUCUGCUCUGUGGGGGGAGGAGGACCAUAAUAUGCAUUCUGAGGUUCAGUUUCACAGGCCAUCAUUAGCCGCUGCUGAGGCUAUGGGGGAGUCAUCCCAAGGUUCCGCAAGUGCUCCCAACAGGAAGUCACAGGAUAGGGUCAUCCCACACAGUCAUGAGUACUCCAGACAGGGAGUCACACCGGGGGUAUCCACAUUAUUCACACAUAUCACAGAGUGCUCCAGACAGGGAGACUGACCGGAGGUAUCCACAUAAUUCACAAACAAGAGAACAAGAAUUACUGCAGAGGCACUGGCCCAAUUCUGCAAUUGCUCUCAGAAGGAGGUCAACAGGGAAGGGGGUAGCCAGGGAGGCGACUCCUGACUCUGGCACUUCCGGCACAUACUUGGGGGCCACAGAGUACUGGGGCACUUCAACUACCCAGCACUCUCCAUCUGCUGGCCUUGGGUUGAGGGACAGUGUUCCCAAGAAGGGUCCAUUGUGGAUCCGGGGACUACCAACCAUCCAAAGUAUGCUGGCCUGGAUUUAGAGGGUCCAGCCAGCCAGGAGAUGGGUGGGUCAACCAGGUAUUCGGGGCAGCAAAGUCCUGGCCUGCUGAGCCUGGUAGGCAAGCAGGUAGGCCAGGCAACAGCACCAGGGUCACCUGGGAAUUUAGGGCAGCAAUGCCUCGGCCCACCUAGCCUGGUAGGCGAGCAAGUGGGCCAAGCAAUCUCUCCUGGUCCAAGGAGGUCGCAGCAGGCCAAGUGCCCACCCAAAUAUCUUAGGGAAUUUGUGAAGUUGCUGUCAAGUUCAAAGGGCCCUGAAUAAAGGGGCAUGGUUAUUUUGUAUUAUUUUCUGAUUUUGGAUACAUUUAUUCCCAAAACGAAGUGGAGGGGGUUUUGCCUGAGGGUAGCCUCAAAUAUUCCACAUUCCAUGCAUUUGAUUUAUGGAACUAUAUAUCACUCCCCCAAUGUAGGUCGUACAUGUAUGUGCACAGAGAUGUUCCACUAGGGGGGAGAGGUGUUGCGUCCUGAGCCUGCAAAAGCAGGCUCGGGACGUUGCAUUGAUCCCGGGCAUUCAAAAAGCUGCCCGGGACCAGACUGAGUGGCGCCAGCCUUGCGCGCAUGCACAGGGCGCAAAAACACUCCACUACUUGUUGCCAUUGUGUCCGGGUCUCUGGGCAGAUAAAGAGAGGCCUGCGUGCUGUUUGCGUUGUUGGGGUGUUGCUGUUAAAUGAAUAAAGAGCUGUUAACUACACAAUAAGUCUUCAUCAUUUGCCCACGAUCGAAGGACUUAACAACUUCGAUAAUGAUAAUGAAUCGUUUGCAGGCAUUACUUGGCUGUAUUGUGUUAAUAAUCUUUCCCCACCAUUUCCCUCUGAGAGCCAAAACGUUAGAAGCAGCAUUACUUUACUGAUGGAGUUGAAUAUUAAUUAUCACUAGAAAGAUAACCAGUGUGUGCAUGCUGCAGUCAAGUUCUAACAAUAGUGCAGUUUGAUGUAAGCCAAAAAAUGGCCUCCAGCGUCUCUCAUUUAGUUCCUGAAGAUAUUGGAAAGAGGGUGAAUAACAAGAAUCCAACAAGCUCCAACCACAAUUUGAGAACUGAUAACUAGGGCAGCAUAUUAGGAGAUUCCAAGACUUGUCUUGCCAAACAUGUAUUAAGAAUGCUACUGGGCUGCUUGGCUAUCCAUCCAAAAGUGAGGGGAAACCCUUAAAAAUGAACAUACAGCCUUUUAACAGAUCAUUCUUGAUAAGUUCAACUCCUCCCAGAGAAGCCAAAUCUUGCUUGCUCAUCUGUAAACAAGAUAGAGUGGUGCCAGAUUAAUUCUGCUUUCCUUUAAAUUGUUUCAAAGAGGUCUUACAUUAUGUAAAUACAAUAAAUGUCAUACAAUUUAAAAAGAGCCUGCCUCUUUCUCUCUCUCUCUCUUUCUUAAACUACUUGAAUGUUUUAAAAAAAAAAAGAACACCGCCCCUUUCCUUUGUCCUGCCCCCUUCUUCCUUCAGAUUCUCGGGAAAGAUUUUUAUACUUCUCUCUCUUUCUUUCUCUCUCUCCUUCUCUCUCUCUGCUUCUCACCCCCACCCCCACCCCCAAAAUACUAAAUUGGGAGACUUGGCGAACUAAACAAAGCAAGCCUGGCUGCCAGGAGCAGUCUAAGAAAAAAGCCACAGGCUGAUUGUGACAAUGAGGGGACUGUGCACUGUGGCGUCUCCCCCUCUUCCAGAAUCUCAAUCCUUGAUGUUUUCCAGGAACUGCCCACUUGCCUGUCUACCAAUCAAAACAGAUUCGGUGAGUGGGACGGCCCAACUUGCUAUACUAAAAAGAGACCAAAGCAGAAUAAAUCAGGAGCAGCUCAUACAGCAAGAAAAAAAAAACAUGAAAAACCCAAUGUAUGAAAUAGCAUCCCUGUUACUGGAAAAGUUACUUCUGCUUUCCAACUUUAAAAUUCUGCAAACAGGUUCCAUGGAAGAGGAGGAGAAGAAGAAAAAACAUGUAUGUUGUUAUGACUCUUCCUAUUUCAGACCAGGAGAUUUGCUAGAAGUGCCCCGCACUCUCUUCAUUCAUUUUGGCAUUUAUUUGGGAGAUAACCAAGUAGCACAUCUUAUGCCAGACAUUCUGCCUGCUUUCACUAAUGAUGGGAAGUUGAUCCAGAAAGUAGUGACUAAUAAGAGACUUAUCUUGGGGGUCAUCACAAAAAUGGCAAGGAUCCGUGUGGACACAGUGGAGGAUUUUGCUUAUGGAGGCUCCAUCCUGGUGAACAGUAUGGAUACAUUUUUCAAAAAUUGUAUCCUUUGUAAUGAUAAAGUGGUCCACAGAGCAAAAAGGCUGGUGGGCACAACGGAAUACAGUUUACUCUGGAACAACUGUGAACAUUUUGUGACCUUUUGCAGAUAUGGCUCUCCAGUCAGCUUCCAGACAACCAAGUUCUGUGAAACCAUGAAGAUGAUCAUUCGAGACCAGAGAAGCAUACUUGUUUCAGCACUGCUGGGAUUGAUUUCUAUACUUUAUUUGGGUCUGGGACUUUCUACUACUCUUCCUACUAUCAUCAUUCCAUUUAUGCUGUGGAUGGCUGGUUAAUGAAUCCACCUGCUUUACCAUUUAUUGGCUACUAGAUGACCCAUGGCCCAUUGAGUCCUCUUUUCAGAGAUAUUUCCUUAUCUAAACAAAGAAACAGAAUGACAGGCAAAAAAGCAGUGGGAGCAAAAGCAACUUCUGGCUUCUUGCUGGCUUCCUGAUUGACUUUGCUUUUGGGAAGCCAGCAGAAAGUAUCAGAAACCACAAUCACAUGACCUCAGAUGACCACAGAGGCACUGCAAGAGCCACAAGUUUAUGAGUACAACUGAAGAGCCUUAAUAUUUCAAUUCCAUGGGAGUAAUGGAUUUUCUACAACUUGUUCAAAUUAGCAAUCUGAAGUACGUUGCUUCAAAAACAGCUGCUUCAAAACUGGUUGCUCUAUGAUGCAACAUUUUGGUCAAUUGAAGGUUACAAAUAGACAAGACAGAGUUUUAGUAGUAUAUUGGCAUUCUAUUGUAAAUAGAAUGUAUCAUGUAUUUAUGAAAACUCAAACUAAUAAUAUUACACAGUGAAGAAAAUGUGGAAUGAUUAGCAUGCAGCAUAUAGAAUACAGUGAACAAGCAAUAACCUGUAAAUUAAGCAACUGGGUUUUGUGAAAAAUUUUCCAAGCAAUUUCAGGGAUGACCAUAUCGGAUUUAUUCCCAAGCAAAAGUGUCUAAUCUGCAGUUUUACACUCAGCAGUACAUUUUGGCAAACUUAAUGAAGGUGACCUCCCAAGUAAAUUUGCAUAAUUUCAAAGUGAAUAAUUAAAAUUAUCAAUGACAUUCUCUUGGAUAUAGGAAUGUUUUAGUAUUCAGAUUGUACAAAGCAAUGUACAGUUUGUUUAAUAACUGCUAUUCUGCUUUGCAUCUUUUUCCAAUUUCCCUACGUUUACAUUCACUAACUGUAUUUUUAUUUAAAUGACAUAACUGCAUUUCAACAUCCUGCUUGGACUUGAGAUAAUAAAAUAUUUGCACCAGAAUUAUCUUUGCUAUUCCCUAUUAAUGAAAUCCAAUAUAAAUCAGUUCAAUGGGCUUCUGUAAUCUCAAGAUAAGUGACAAGCAAAUUAAUGAGAAAGACAUAUGCAGCUAUCUAUUUUUGGAAUUCUUUUCACACUAUAGACAAAUAAUUUUCAGUCAUGGAAAAGGACUCACAGACCAUUAUUGUGCCUUUGUUAGAGCUUCCAUUAUAUAGGAAAAAAGCUUACCUGAGUUUGAGGAAUUCUGUUAAAAAGACAUCAGGUUAUUAAUUACUUCCUGAAAUAAACACCUGGCUUGAUAAGAUCAGAUACCUUGUGGAAAAUUGUGAAAGCAUUGCUGUUUUUUGCUGUUUAGAAUACUACGGCACACUUCCUUUGAAUCUGCAAGUUGCAUGUUUGCCAUCAUAACAACAAGCAUUAAUCUAUGUCCAAUUAACAUUCAUAUAGUUAGACUGUACAUGUACUAAUGUAUUAUCUCUUUCACAUUUACAAUUUCUUUUGCUCCCUGUCUUUAGACAUUUAAGUGUAUUGAGACAUCAGAAAUGUAAUAAUUUAAUGAUGUCCUAUAAAAUAGAGGUAUUUUACAUUUCAGUAAAAUAGGUUAAUUUCCAUGCUAUGUUGUACAAUUUCUCUGCAUCCCAUUAUUAAAUGUAUUUAUGGUACAGAGACAAAGGAAAACAAACAAGCAUAUGAUUUUUUUAAAUUUUAACAUGAUAACGAUAAGAUUAUGUAUAUUUUUUGCCUUCUCUUAAUCUUACUUCAUUGGGCUGCAAACAUGCAGCAUUUUUACACAAUUCCUAUCAUCUAUGAAAGUGCUGGUAACUCCCUAAAUAAUUAUAAUAAAUCACCUGCUAUGCUGAUAUUCAAAGAAAUAAAAUGGCAGGUAGUAUGUGACAUACAUUUACACCCAUUGCUCCUGUGGAAACUGAGUGAAGUUCCUGCUUUGUGACUGUGGUCUCAGAUCCAACUUACAAAUUACGAUAACACCAUAGGUUGCAGUAUGAGUUGCUUGGUAUAGGUAAAACUACUUAGAACUAUCACAAGUGAAAUUGUUCUUGAUUGUAUAAUUAAUGCAUACCUCACAGAGAGAUGUCCAUCCAAACAGCUAAUUGUCCAAAGAUAUCCUCAGAUUCCUAAUAACUGUCAGUGUAUAAUGAAAAAUGCAUUUGAGAGCCUAUUUAUGAGUGUUUAUUUCCAAAAGAUCAGUUACUUUACAAAUACAGCGCUUAGCCAUCUUCAUGAAAUGUAUGCAUUAGAAGUUCAGAAAGUAUGUAUGUUUAUAAAUUUUACAGUGCAAUGUUUUCCCUACAGUGUAAGCUACAUCAUAACCAUGUUGUAUUUUAAACAUACACAAAUACCUGUUUGAACAUGAGACCAAUAUGUUAAUAUUUUUAAAAAGUGGUUCAUGAGAAUCUAGUGAGGAAUUGUUGGUGUGUUUGCAACUCUGCUGCCUGUACAUAAACCCAACCUAUGUUUUGGAGGACAUUUUAAAUAUACAAUUCUAACAA
This is a messenger RNA of Crotalus tigris (Tiger rattlesnake), 5714 nucleotides long. It is a transcript of the gene LRAT, whose product is annotated as lecithin retinol acyltransferase. Lineage: Eukaryota; Metazoa; Chordata; Lepidosauria; Squamata; Viperidae. Gene Ontology annotation, biological process: retinol metabolic process. The coding region runs from base 2358 to 3251 and encodes 297 amino acids. The transcript is spliced from 3 exons. The record is from RefSeq and is a predicted model, not a curated record. Gene Ontology annotation, molecular function: phosphatidylcholine-retinol O-acyltransferase activity.